CAAAAAUGAACGUAACAACCACUCUAUUGACAGGACAUGUAAAAUAAUCCUCCUCUGCUGGAGAUGUCGAAUUCCCUUCUUCUCAUCAGUGUUGCCCUUUUGGGCUCUCGGACACUCAAAUGGCCGAUUCUUCUAUUUCCAUCCUCACUAUCUUCUCCUACAUCCUCUUCUUCAUCUUCAGGCUCAGAAGCUGCAAGGCUAGAAGUUUCGAGAUGUGCUUUGCCACCUGCAGUGAUGUGGGCCCUAUGGUCCGAUUCCUCUUCUCAUUGGUGAACAGCUUCGCUGGCAGUGAUUGCAGCCUCUUCGGGUUUGGACUUCAGUGCAAAAGAUUGGACUGGUCUGCCUCAACCGAGAUGGCACUGAUCCUGGACCUCCCCUACUACAGUCCGCAGCAUCAACUACACUGACCAGACUAUCUCCAUCAAUGACCGUGGCAACUGCCUCCCCAGACGCUUCCUCAGGAGCUUCAAUCUUUCGGGAUCGCCUAUUCAGCCAAUCAUGGAUCUGAGAUACACCUUCUUCAACUGCCCUACUGCCCUGCCAAUACCAAGGAACGUGCCAAUCGCAUGCUUGAGUAGCAGACACGACACCAUUCUGGCAACAUCACUGGACAACUACAUGACGGAGAAAAACACUUCUCAUUGCCGGAGCAUUUCAACUGUGCUCAUGCCAUACCAGGGGCCUUCCCUCGGCUACGGGUUUGCUACAAACCUCAAUCAGGACGUUCUCCUGACAUGGACAUGCCUCUGUGCCGUGACUGUGAAGGGAAGGGAGGGACUUGUGGCUUCAAGAGGAGUGGGCCAGAUCGCCUGGUCGGAUGCUUUAAUCUUCCUUCUACAUCUGACGGUAAGGUCUCACAUCCUUUUCUCAGCGUUUUUUAUUGCCAUCCGAUUGGCGCACGCGUUUUGAAUUGUGCCGGCUUCUGCAUUGCCUGUUGCACUCGACUUGUUAACAUUUUCUGUGAUAUUUGACAAAAGAAGAAUAAUUUCUUAAUC
Molecule: messenger RNA, 995 nt
Organism: Punica granatum (pomegranate)
Lineage: Eukaryota; Viridiplantae; Streptophyta; Magnoliopsida; Myrtales; Lythraceae
Source: RefSeq, a predicted model, not a curated record